This is a messenger RNA of Acanthosepion pharaonis, 2025 nucleotides long. NCBI's taxonomy places the organism in Eukaryota, Metazoa, Mollusca, Cephalopoda, Sepiida, Sepiidae. The record is from the annotation of a GenBank genome assembly.
AUGGCCAGCUUCAGUAUUUCAAAUCAAUCAUCAUAUCAGAAACACGUUAUAGAAAAGGCGUUUCAAAGUCUCCUAGAAGAGAGUAUGCGGUUUGAGUGUCCUUCGAUAAUAAAAAAAUUUUCUAACACUUCUGAUCUGAACCUUUCUACUUGGAUAUUUAGGGUUGAUGAAAAUAAUGACAUUUUUGUCAAAGGUCACCUCAGUGGUUCCCCAGCCAAUGUGUUUUGGAGCACAAGUGAAAUUAUUAAAAGAAUAGACAACAAAACCCUGUUGACUGCAUCAGGCAAACUUUGUAUUCUUGAAGGUUCAAUAAUGGAAAAAGCUUUGAUCUCUAAAGGUUAUCCAGCUAACUUGAUAAAAAAAUUUAGUCAUGGCUUUCCUUUACAAUGGAAAUCUAUUCUGACAUCAAAACAGAUACCAAAAAUAGCAACAGAAAAGAAAGAACUACGGAAUCAAAAAAUCAAAAGAGAACAUAUAGAGGAGGUGGAAGGUGAGGAGGAGGAUGAUGAAGAUGAUGAUGAUAAACAACAGGAGGAUGAUGAGAAUGAUGAGGAGGCAACGGCAGGAUCAGAGGAAGAUAACUUGCCUGAAAAUCAAAAGCUGAGUGUAAUCAAGGAAAAUCGUGAAACUCUGUCUGUUUUGAAAAAGGAAGGAAAUGAUCAGGACUAUCUGUUUAACAUUUUUUCAAGCAAUCCCAGAAUGGACUUCCCUGAAAUGGAUCCUUGUCCGUUACCUGUUUCAAAUGUCACAAAGAAAACAUCAGUGAAGAACAAGAAGCAAGUAAAAGAGGAGUUGGUUAAAAAAGUAAUCGCUCCAAAGAAUCCAGUCAGAUCACACUACAUGACAAGAUCUCUUGCGUCCCAUCUUAAAGGUAAAUCAGCGCAAUCUCCAAAGUCUGCUCUUUCUCCUAAUGAAAACCAGAAAAGUACCAAAAUCAUUCCUAAAUAUAAGACAUCUCGAAAACAACCAACUGCCAAAAAGAAUGAUGAUGAAUGUUACAGCCCUCAUCCCUUAUCAAAUACGAUAAAUGUUAUCCCAGCCAAUGCAGACAAUAAAAAGGUUUCUGAUUUGGGCAAAAAGACUUCCCGGGCUAAAAAAUCUUCACCUGCAAAGUCAGGCAAGGUGGACAAACCUAAACGACAGAAAGUGUCACAAACUAAAACGCAAGGGUCUCGCAAGCAAAAGUCCCAGAAGCCAUCUGUCAACAAAAAACAAUCACAUGAUGCUCAGAGAGAAACUCAUGUUGUCAGACCUUCAAAGAAGGUUGCCAAAGAGGAGAAAGACAAAGAAUCAGGAAGGAAGAUGAUCAAAGAUUGGACAAACGAAGAAGUGAAGAAAUUAUUGACAGCCAUGUCCACUGUGCCAAAAACUGAUCGUAAUUUUUGGAAAAAGGUUGCACGUAAAGUUGGUCGAAGCGCUGAAGAAUGUACCAAUUAUUACUGCAGCUGUGAUCUGUCAUCACUCGACUGGAAAGAUUUAAAGAAGAAAGAUGAAAAAAAAGAAGUUCCAAAUAUUAUAAAACGGAAAAAUCUUCACAUCUAUGAUGUUAGUGACAGUUAUGAAGAUGAUCUUUUUGAAUCGGAAAAUUUCCUUGGAAAUACAAAGAAAAUCCGUUUGAACGAAGAUUGUCACUUGGACGACAUAUUUGCUGACCUUAGUGUAAAAACACCAAGCGUAUCAGAUCAAAAUUUCCACACUCCUAUGUCCAAAUUUUUCCUGACUCCAGUCUCUGAACGACAGACACCUGCAUCGAGUUUCUCAGAUGGAGAUAUUAAAAUUGACUGGGACAAUGCUGAUCGCUGUGUGAAAGAGUUUAAGAAGCAACAGAAAAAAGGAGCUGGGCGCCUCAAAAUGCCUAAGAAACUUGCAGAAUUAAAAAGUGAAUUCAAGCCAAAGAGCUUGCAGCUCGGAAACAUUGUUGAUGAAUUGAACAAAAUUAAUAAUAUUCCCAAAAAGUCAGACAAGGAAGAUGAAGCAGAAGAUUCCAACACAAAUCUUUAUUUCUCAUCAGAAAGUGAAGAUUAA